CUUUAGUCGUUUGUGUUAGGCCACAGACUAUUGAGUGCAUGAGCGUUAUAAAGCUGUGUUUAGUAAUUGGCUGGCCAGUAGCGAUUACGACUCAGCAGCGAUCGGUUGUUGACGGUUGCUCACUUUCUACACGUGACGUCAAUCGACAAUCGCCGUCGCGAGUUUUUGUGAAGUGAUAUUUCGAUUUACAAUUUUUGUUUUUAAUUUCUAAUGUACCUUGUGGCUUUUGUUUUGAUUGUUAUUUUCGUCAUCGCCAUAAUUUGUAUAUAAGGUGUAAACAAGCAACCAUGUUGAUACAAGUAACGACCUGUUGAUAAGCACCGGAAUACAACUUGGCGAUUAAUAAAAACCUGUACAUGUUAAUUAAGAGGGGGCUAGACAAGUUUUGAUGUAUCAAGCAAAUAUUAAAGCGUUAAAAUUGUGAAAGGAAAGAUUACCAGAAUGGCAUCCUGUUUGUCCGGUGGCCAUUAUGUUCCUGGGAGCAAGGAGUAUGUACCCGUCGCUGAGUUUUAUGCAGACAAGUCGGUUUUUGUUACUGGCGGCACCGGGUUCAUGGGGAAGGUAUUGGUCGAGAAAUUGUUAAGAAGUUGUCCAAAAAUUAAGAAGAUCUACCUUCUGAUGCGGCCGAAGAGAGGCCAGGAUGUCGCGUCUCGUCUCACCGAGCUAACACAGUCACCGUUGUUCGAGACCCUACGGAGAGAGCGGCCCCAAGAGUUGAACAAGAUAGUCCCUAUAGUCGGCGACAUUACCGAGCCGGAAUUAGGCAUCAGUGCUGCAGACCAAACCAUGCUUUGUCAGAAGGACGCCAAACGACCUGAUAGAUUACCCGAUGGUAAGCAAUCAGCACCACCCUCGGACACCACACUACGGGCGUCGGGGAUCGAGGGACGAUCUCCGGCCACCGUAUCCGUGGUGUUCCACUCGGCUGCGACUGUAAAGUUCGAUGAGAAACUAAAGUUGUCCGUCACCAUCAAUAUGCUGGGCACGCAACAGCUGGUCCAGCUUUGUCAUCGCAUGCUUAACCUUGAGGCCCUGGUCCACGUAUCGACGGCAUACUGCAAUUGUGAACGCGAACGAGUUGAGGAGACGGUCUACGCGCCGCCAGCCCACCCCGAGCACGUGGUCACGCUGGUACAGACUCUGCCUGACGACCUCGUCGAUAGAAUCACACCGGAUUUAGUUGGUGAUCGGCCUAACACAUACACAUUCACAAAGGCUUUAGCAGAAGACAUGCUUAUAAAGGAAAGUGGGAACCUGCCAGUGUCCAUCGUACGACCUUCUAUCGUGCUCUCAUCUCUCCGAGAGCCGGUAAAAGGUUGGGUAGACAAUUGGAACGGACCCAACGGUAUCAUAGCGGCUGUGGGCAAGGGGAUAUUCCGUACGAUGCUUGGCACAGGCACGAAGGUCGCUGACCUGGUGCCUGUCGACACCGUCAUCAAUCUAAUGAUUGUUUGCGCGUGGAGGACGCAUUUGAGACGAGGUGAGGGAGUAGUGGUGUACAACUGUUGUACUGGCCAGCAAAACCCUAUCACGUGGCAGCGUUUCGUCAAAACCAGCUUCAAAUAUAUGCGGAAACAUCCGUUUAACGAGGUGCUAUGGUACCCCGGAGGAGAUAUCACCAGUAAUAGGCUGAAGCACGGAACACUGUCGCUGCUGCAGCAUCGCGCGCCCGCCGCCAUCAUGGACCUCGUCUCCACAGCUACCGGCAAGAAACCUAUGAUGGUUCGUGUGCAGAACAAAUUGGAAAAGGCGGCGGCGUGCCUCGAGUACUUUACUACGCGCCAGUGGGCCUUCGCCGACGACAACGUGCAGGCACUAUGCGCGUCACUCUCGCCUGACGACCGCAGGACUUUUGAUUUUAACGUGCGCAACAUCGACUGGGACGCGUAUAUUGAGUCGUACGUGCUGGGCAUUCGGAGGUUCCUCUUCAAAGAGAGCCCCGACACGCUGCCCAAGUCCAGAGCUGUAUUGCGAAGAUUACACAUAGUCCACAUCCUAACCCAAGUGGCAACCGUGUUCUUCCUAUGGAGAUUCCUGUUUUCACGCUCGAACGCGCUCCGCUCCAUCUGGCGGCGUGUCCUAGAACUGUUAACGAGGGCAGCUCGACUCUUAGCUAUAGCUUGAUGUUACCGAACGAAGUUCCACUCGUUAACGCCCCUUCGUUCCAAGCUUCCAAUCACGCCACGAUAAAAAAAAAACAAAUUUUGACAUUUGACAUUUGUUACAAGAUGGCGACUCCCGCCAAUUCAACAUUGACACCAAUAGAAUUGUUAAGUACACAGGCAAAUAAUUUAGGUAAUAUAUUUUUCUCUCUAAAAGUAAGCUUCUACGGGGCUGUUAUAUUUGCUUCGGGAUCUACACUGUGUUGUGGUGUUUCAUUGAACAUAGCUGGGUACUGAGACUUCUAGCUUCUUCCACGUUGUUUCAUGUACAAAAGUUAAGAUUAAAUAGGUCUAAUGUUGUAAAAAUAGUGACAACCUGUCUUCUAUGUAAAAUCUUGUUGAAAUCUGUUCCUAAAGGCACAUUGGCUGGUAUCCGAUGCUUUCCAAGGCACAGUGUAUAUCUGAAUACUUCCCAAGCGCUAGGCUACUAGCUAUUGAUCGGAUAAGUAAUAGUGAUUCCAAUAAUUUUGUACUUCAACAGCUCAAUAUCUAAACGAUUCAAAUCUGUUAUUGCCUAGUUUUAAUAACAAUAGCGAAUUGUACUCAUGUUGUUGGUGAGAUUAUAUUUUUAAAGUCAGUUAUUGUGCCAAUAAUAAUUUGUCUUUUGGUUGAAUUUAUGCUUCCAUGAAAAUAUCAUUGGGCCAUUGAUCGGCUUUUAGAUUCGUGGGUCGUAUUCUAAUGUUGUUUCUAUGUAACUGUUGACAACAAUGAAACUAUAAUAUUCAAUGAAUCAAGUAGAGUGGGCAAUGCGAUAAGGAUUGAAGAAGAUAAAGAGGAUUUGGCGUCGCACGUAACUGACAGACGAUAGGCGGUAUUUGUAAAUUGUAAGGCUGUUGACGUCUAUAAAGCCAAAGCUGUACAUUAUGUUUUUGAAUAAAACUGUUUUUUUUUCGUUCCAUAGGCUCGUAUUGACUAAGCAACAUUUGACGCGUAACAUGAAAGUUGCGUAACAAAUAUUAAGUAGAGAGCAACGAACAAGAGCCGUUCAAAUCAAUAAAUGUUCCUCUAGCAACAAAAAAAAUAUUGCCCAUUGUUGCUAAAUAAAAGUGGCACGCUG
Molecule: messenger RNA, 3219 nt
Organism: Spodoptera exigua (beet armyworm)
Lineage: Eukaryota; Metazoa; Arthropoda; Insecta; Lepidoptera; Noctuidae
Source: the annotation of a GenBank genome assembly